Messenger RNA from Sorex araneus (European shrew), 1317 nucleotides. RefSeq names its product leucine rich repeat containing 27 (gene LRRC27). The record is from RefSeq and is a predicted model, not a curated record. Bases 1 to 1317 code for a protein of 438 amino acids. The transcript is spliced from 9 exons. Gene Ontology annotation, molecular function: protein binding. Lineage: Eukaryota; Metazoa; Chordata; Mammalia; Eulipotyphla; Soricidae.
AUGGCGGCUGGCCCCAGGGCCGCCGACCUGGAGAACCUGGCUGGUGGCGAGGGGAGCAGGCCUCGUGCCCCCCGGGACGAGAGGGGGGCCGUGACGCCUUCCUCCCCGACCUUAGACCUGAGCCAGAGAGGGCUGCACCACUUGAAAAACAUCUUCCAAGGCUUCAACCUCAAACAGCUGCAUCUUCAGAGGAACGUCCUGUGCGCCCUCCCUAAGGACUUCUUCCAGCUGCUGCCCGUGCUGGUCUGGCUGGACCUGCGCUUCAACCGGAUCCGGGCACUGCCCCCUGGCAUCGGCGCUCACAGGCACCUGAGGACCCUGCUCCUGGAGAACAACCCCAUCAGGGCCCUGCCGCUGGAGCUGGGGAACGUGAGGACCCUGAAGUCCCUGAACCUGAGGCUCUGCCCCCUGGAGUUCCCGCCCGAGCUCGUCCUGCAGAGGGGCCCGGCCGCCGUCCUGCACUUCCUGCGCUCCUGCGCCCAGGGCGGUCCCCGCCGCCCCCUGCGGCCCCCACCAGCGAAUCAAAGCACCCGGCUCUGGGCGAUGGCGGAUCCCCUGCUGAGCCGGAACCGCUCUGGGGAGCGUGAGCGGAGUCGGGGGGACAAGGGGCUGCAGCCCCCCGCGCCCAGAGAGAAGGGCGACCCCCUCCCGCCUGUGGACGGGCAGGGCCCGCGCGGGCUCCGGGCCUCCGCCAGCCGCCCGGGCCCGUGGCCGAUCACGGCGGAGAUCAGGCGCUUCUGGAAGGUGAGGCAGGAGAUCGUGCAGAACCAGCAGGCGGGGGCACCGCGCGGGCGGCUCCUGGCCACGGAGCUGCCGCCCCGCCUCCAGGCAGCCCUGCGCUCCAGGGAGCCGAGCCCGGACCCCGCGCCCCUCCUCGGGGAGAAGCAGGCGCCGCAGAGGAAGGCGGAGUCCCGGGCCCUCCCGCCCCAGCACCGCAGCCCGGUGCCAACCAAGGUCCCCCCUGCCAGGGGUCUUCCGGGCCCCGAGAGCAUCGUGAGCUGCGGUCCCUGGAGGGCCAGCACACGCCAGGCGCUGCGCACAUGCGUGGGAAUCAGCUCGCCCCAGGAGGUGCCCGGUGGGGAGAGGCUGCAGCAGCGCUGGCCGUGGAUGCAGGAGAGGAGAAAGUGCUUCCGGGACCCUGAGACGCUGGAGCAAGUGCCCCAGGCAGCCCAGGACUGGGAGAUCGGUGGGGUGCUCCACGAGGAGGACGCCAUGAAGCUCAAGGUGGGGGCGCCCGUGCAGAAGAGCCGGCCCUUCCCGACACUCACCGCCAGCUUCUCGCGGCACCCACAGAAUAUAUUUUUUAGCACAAAGUAG